Mitosporidium daphniae is the source of this 1488-nucleotide messenger RNA. RefSeq lists its product as uncharacterized. Lineage: Eukaryota; Fungi; Microsporidia. The coding region runs from base 1 to 1488 and encodes 495 amino acids. The transcript is spliced from 2 exons. The record is from RefSeq and is a predicted model, not a curated record.
AUGGCCGAUCAGCAUCUAGAAUCUGGUGUGGAAACAAAUCCUAUUUUGGAUGCGUUCCAUCCUUCCAUCGAUGCAAAGGAAUAUAUGCGGGAGAAUGAGGAAAAUUUCGAGCUUCAGGAGGAGUCCCAUUUAAAUGACGAAUUAUACUCCAAAUUGUUUCUGGGAUGCAGUAUCCUCUUUUUCCUUAUAGCUAUCACGAUUCUUAUUAUGUCUCCGUUUAGCUUAUCUAAAAUAUCGCCUACCAGCAAGAUAUUUAAUAUGAUAAUCUCGCACUCGUCUCAACUAUUCGCGGGUCUUUUUCUGACCAAUAUCGUUGGUGUUGGCUGUAUUUACAUCUUGUCUAUAUACACUUCGCUGUUUGUUUACUCGCUACUAGCUUCGAUUCUGACUUUUUGGGGCGUGUGUUGCUGGAUAUUCUCCUAUCAAGUCCCAUGGUUUCUUUCCAUCGUUUUCUUCAUUGUUCCAAUCUUUUUUUUAGGCCUUUACAGGAAUAUCGUAAAGGCGAUUCCCCAGGCCAUAAAGGUUGCCCAGUUGACUUGUCUUGUUGCCAAGAAAAAUUCGUACUACUUGGCAAUUAUUUUCUGUCUGUGUCAAACCUUUACUCUUCUGCUUAGUGGCAUUUGGUUUGUUAUUUUUUCACAUUCUCUGCUUCUUGGGUUCCAUCAUUUGAAAGACGCAAGCUUCUAUUCGUUUACGUUUACUUCUGUUCUUGUUGGUGCCUUUUUGGUAUUUUUUUACAUUUGGACUUGCACCCUUCUUGGAAAUGUCCAGAAAAUGUUGACUGCCUUCGUGAUAAUCGACUGGUGGAGGCUUCAUUCAUGUGAGCUCCAAGGAAAUACCUCUCCCACAGCGUCACUAAUUAAUAACAAUCAACAGCGAAGAGAAGAUUUCCUUUUAGAUGCUACAGAUUGGCUCUUUUGGAUGUGGAAAUCUGCGCCUGGCCAGCUUUGCUGUUCAUCGCUAAUUUUAUCCUUUUUUUCGUUUGUCGAAUUGUUUAUUUGUUCAUCCUUAAGCCUUUGGAAAUACACAAUCGGCUUCUUUUGGAUGCCAUUUUGGCUUUCCUCCUCAAAUAGCUUUAUUCAUCACAUAGUUCACUGGAUACACCUCAAAAAGGCAGCGGCCUCGUCUUUGGCGUUGAUUAAUCUCGUCAACCAGCCAGGCUCUUCUUCAUCCACGCUAUCACUUUGCUCCUCAUAUGCCCAAUUACAACGAAUACUGCUCCAUCAUCAAGUUCACGUAGUUGCACCUGGACUUUUGCAUUUGCUUUUGGACCUGGUUUCUUUCCUUGUGUCGUUUAUCAUAGCAACCUUUGUGAUCUUUACCGACAACAACAUUGAAAUCAACAUAGCUGUCUUUGGAAUACUGGCCUAUUGGAUGCUAGGAUCAUCUGUCAACAAAAAUCUAUUUCGGAUGAUUCGUGAUGUGGCUGAUUGUAUACUUUUAUGCCAUAUUAGAUCAGCUGACGGGCGUGUCUUGGACGGCUCUUAA